Haliotis rufescens (red abalone) is the source of this 4141-nucleotide messenger RNA. RefSeq lists its product as uncharacterized. The record is from RefSeq and is a predicted model, not a curated record. The coding region runs from base 1460 to 3154 and encodes 564 amino acids. The transcript is spliced from 12 exons. NCBI's taxonomy places the organism in Eukaryota, Metazoa, Mollusca, Gastropoda, Lepetellida, Haliotidae.
GCGAUCGACAGUAGCAUAGUUUGGUGCGCCGUUAUGGAACAAACAAACACUCACCAUGUUAUGCAAAUAGUGUAAGUGGAGGGUGCUACCGGUAAAGCGGAACAUGCUUAUCCUUUUUACGAACACCGAGUGUGAUCACUGAUAUCCUGUGAUCAAAUCAGCCUAGUUUUGCCUAUUACAUGCAGUGGAAUCUGUUUCGGCAGAUAACCGAAACUCAUUAUUCUCUGUGGCCUUCAAACAGAACUGAGGUAUAGUUGAGAUAGACGGCAAUGAGCGCAUGUGAGAAGACCGUUAACAUGCCCGGCGUUACUUCAGCUGAUGAUGGAAUGUUCACAAACAGAUUCGAAAUUAUUCACGGAAGCUUACCGAUUAUUCGAAAGGACAAUACCGGAGCCAAAUGUUAACCACAUUCACAUAACUUCAGACGUGCUCAUACAAUCUGGAAAAACAACCAAAGAUGCCAACAAAGCUAAACGAGAGAAAAAACGGAACAUUUUAAGGAUUUUUCAGAAAAUUGUAUCGGCUCUCCGCAAUUCGAAGGGAGGAUGCAUUCUUAUUCAUCUGUGUGACAGAACAGAGACAGUUUUCAACUUGUCAGCAUUCGAUGAAUUUGCAGAUCACAGUCUGAAAUCAUUGAUUGGUGACAGAUCCCUUUAUACAGAUGUCUUCGUGCGAAAAUGGUUAAGAGAAUAUUCCAAGUUUGAAGAUUACACCAACAUAAUUGUACUUACUGUGAGUUCAGGCAAGGGUGUUUCAACAGUAGAACCCAACACAAAGGUAGGAUCUGAUCACGAACUAGUAGACCCUUACUAUUUUGAACUACUUGCUCUGCUGUCAAAACCUGACAAAACGUCAAAACCUGAAAUUCGUGGAAUCUCAAGCAAUUUACUGUUCGAGAGUCGUAGCAUACAGCUGAAAUGCUUUCCGCAGAAUAAAGGGGACGUUGUCAAAGUUGGAAAAGAAACUGAACUUGUUGACUAUAUAUGGAAUAAUCUUCGUUUCAAACACUAUCUGAGCUCAUUUUCAAAACUCUACGAGGGUGGAUCUUACUACGUGGGGGUUGCCGAGGCGAAAACGUCUUCAAAUCCAAUAGUCGCGGGAAUCCCCUUUCAAGGAGAUGAAGACAAACUGAAAGAAGAAUUUGAAAAAAAGUUAGAGAGUGUUGUGAUACUUAAAAGAGAUGGUACAGUUCAUAUUGGAGAUUCUUGCAAGAAUCUUAUUGAAACCCAUCUACACUCAUUGGAUAAUAGUGACAACAAAGUGCUCGAGAUAGCUGUACGUUUUGUUCCUGGAAUUAUGUUUUAUGACAAUGGGCCCAAAGCCUACAAAAUCGUACCCAGUGUUCAGCCUGUUGUAACAGAAAUCGACCUCAGGGCAUGGUGCCAAAAGUUUAUGCUCCUGUGUCCAUAGCAAAUGGUGUCUAUUAAAAGCUAAACUUGGUCUAUAUAGUUAUCUGACAAUGUCGUCAGAUGAAACCGAUUCGAGUUUAUCUUCAUCAUCGGAUGAGGACAUCAUGUGCUCUCCAUGUGAUUUGGAAGAUAUGAGUUCAAGUUCAGGUGAUGUAGACGGUUCUAGAGGCAGACAAGGACAAGAACCGAAAUAUAGUUUCGUGCAAGUGAAGGAGACCUCACAGGUCAGACACCUACACGAUUCUUUCAACCUGGAAGCCUUCGAGGACGAACUUGAGGCUUAUUUUAAUGAUCUAACAAAGACAAACGGCAAAAUGAGAGUUUUCCCCAAGUCAAUGGAGCUCUCAAUAGCAAAACAACAUCCAAAGGUUUUGGAAAAUUUGAAGUGUCUUGACCUGAAAGACGUCUUUGUGUAUUUAGGGAACACAUUUGUCGUUACCUUAAACAUGCACAAUAAAAGGAUAAGAAUUCCGAGCAGGCUCAUCUGUGAUGCGUUGGUGUUUAGCAGCAACAAAGCCGUACUGGUACUUAGCUUUGUCAAUGGUCAAACAGACAUGGCCAGGAGACUUGAUGUGUAUAACAACUUUGUUGCUCGGGGUGUGUUAGAAGCUCUGAGAACACUUAUGAAUGACAUCAGUGUUAUUAGAGGUGUCAUCGAUGAAGAAGACAAUCUUAGCUCAUGUCUUCCGGAGCUGGAGAAACAAGCCAUGUUUUUCAAUCCUACCUCCAUCUCCAUGGAUAAGGUUAAGCGGGAUGCUGCUGUCAAAUCAAUUCUAAGGUCUGUUGCAGUUACUCAAGCAGCAAGUGUUUUCACACUGACUGCGAAUGGCUCGUGUGGAAAAGGAUUGUGUUUCUUAAAUCGCAAUGAAUUUGAAUUUCUAUCUGAGUUCAUAGACAUGAAAAGUUCUACAUUGAUGCACACCGUUAAGGGACAGAAGGACAUCAUAGCGCUUGAAUUGGCAAGCAGGGCAUCUAGAAGUGGAAAGGCAGCUCUUCAUGUACAGAAAUCCGGUCAUGAUGAAGCAUUGAAGGCUCAUAGGGACAAGCAUCCCAACUUAGAUAUUUUCCCAACUGUAGCUGAUAUUGAAUGUGGAAAGUACAAACAUAUCUUUGCUGCAAAAAUGGACCAUAUCAAAGGGGAUAAACAGAUUGGUGGAAAUAUUUGCAUAAUAUCCUCUUCAAAGUCAGAUUUCAAACCUUUGAAGAAACUUACCAAGCAUACGACCAAAAGAAAAUCUACUUUUUCAAGAUUUUCCCGAAAGACAGGAGUUGUGCAUAUAUCUGGUGAGUCUGGAAUGGAACGUGAGUUCAAGUCGAUGCCGAAUCUGGCGGAGCCAGGACCAUUUGUGGAGGAUCAUGCUAAUCAGGAAGAACAUGGAAUUACUCUGCUUGAAAGAAAACCACUGAAUAAGCUGGAUGCACAAUGCAGCUUUACACCAAUUAUGCCAGCAACCCAACUACAUGUACCACUGCACACUCCCUCAUCUUUACCAAGUGUCGAGUCUGAGGAUCAAACACUCAGAAUACGUAAUCCAAAAGUCCAGCAGAUGAAGAGACAGAAUUUCACAAAAUCAGACAGUGAUUAUGACCAGAAUAGUUAUACAAGUGAGAAUUCCUAUGAGAGAAGAUCUAGGAGACCAGAGUUUGACAUUUCUCGAAAGUCUUCGCAAUCAAGUGGUUAUCAGAGUAGGGACGGAAGCCCAGGACGAUCAGACACCCCCCCAGAGAACGGAACAAACGGAUGACAACCUAGAUCCCCAACAGAAACUGUUUACUGAAAAGCUUCCUUACAUUUGAAUGUGUGUGGUUGAAUGUUCUUUGAUUUUAUUACUUUUAUUGAGUAUUCAGUACAUGAGAUGGUUAACUUAACUUUAGAUAUUAUUUCUACUGUAAUAUAAUCACGGUGCUGUCAAGAUCAAUUAGAUAACAGCAGCUGGGUAAAUUACCAUGACCAGCAGCCCGUCAGUAUCUGAGUUGCAUGGAAAUACCACAGGCAUCCACACGUACCAUGUAUAUCAAGAGAAAGAAAACACUGAUUAAGAGCAUCAAAUUCCCUGCCAUCAUUAAUUAAUUAACGCAUAAUUUUGAUGCUGCAGAGAGAAGGAAUUAAACUUUAAUGUAUGGCAAUUAAAACAGGCGAACAUGUAGCUUGAAUAUACUACACGGAGCUUUUGCAAGGCAAGUGAAAGGCAUGAAGGUGCGUUGUUAUAUUUACCACAAAUAAGACAAGGCUUAUAUGCAAAAAAAAUAUGUAUUGAGCUUUCAAAACUAUACCAUGGAAUUGGGAUUCGGAACUUGUUUAUUUCUAUGUCAGAUACACACCACUAUUGAAAGAGUCAAAAUCUAACUUGUUGCCACGAACACAGAAAAAAUAUAUACUCUAAAAUCCAUAAAGAGCAAAAGGUACCAGUUGACAACCUGGUCUCCAAGAAAGAGUGCCUAUUAGUUUUAGAGAUAUGGUCUGGACAAACACACCACUAUGAACAGAGUCAACGUCAAAUUUGUUGCCUUGGAAACAGGAAAAACUUAAUUAUUGUUACAUUCCUAAAUAGCAAAAGGCACCACUUCAACCCUUGUAAUACAAGUACCAAAUUUGGAUGGAAAAUACUGCGCUGAGUUUUGGGGGGUUAACGUCCACUUCACAGUUAAUAUAUUUCGUAGACGGGGUAGGUGGGGAAUGAUAAAUAAUAAUAAUGUUAGAAAUAUAUAUGAAUAACCAUACCCGAAAAAAC